Messenger RNA from Anopheles nili, 1633 nucleotides. Its product is annotated as nucleoplasmin-like protein. Gene Ontology annotation, molecular function: RNA binding; histone binding; chromatin binding. Bases 86 to 619 code for a protein of 177 amino acids. Lineage: Eukaryota; Metazoa; Arthropoda; Insecta; Diptera; Culicidae. The record is from RefSeq and is a predicted model, not a curated record. Gene Ontology annotation, cellular component: nucleoplasm; cytoplasm; nucleolus. Gene Ontology annotation, biological process: chromatin remodeling. The transcript has 2 exons.
CUGCUCUAACGUCGUGAGAAGGUGUCGUGCAUCCAUUAGCCUCGCUGAAGAAAAUCUGAAAAAGUCCAACUAACCGUGCACAAAAAUGGCUGAUGAGUACUUUUAUGGAGCAACUCUGAAGGAGGGAACCAAAACAGUUACUUGGGACCCGGAUAACAAGCCGGAGAGCUACCCGCGACGACACAAGCUGGUCAUCAAACAGUGCGUCCUUGGCCAUGAGGCUGCAGCGGACGAGUUUAAUGUGGUUCAGGUGGAAACCAUGACGAUUCGUGACACGCUCCGCAUUCCAAUCGCCGUCCUGAAAGUGGGCGAAACGCGACACUGCCGAAUCGAUUUGGAAUUUUCGGACGCACCGGUUACAUUCACGUUGCUCGAGGGUAAGGGUCCAGUACACAUCCUGGGGCUGCAUCUGCUCGAGUCAGUGGUUGACGAAUUCGAGGACAUGGCCGAGAUGGAGGAAGAAGUACUAGACGAGGAGGAACCUGACGAGGAUGAGGAUGAGGACGAGGACGGAGCGUCACAGAGGAAGAAGCAAAAACUGACCAACAACUCCAAGGGCAAGCCAGCUGCCGGUCCCGGUGGUCCCGCCGGCAACGACAAAAACCGAAAGAGGAAAUAAACGGCGCGUUUCGUGUCUUCGGCUAAGCUAGUAGGAGUAGAAGUAAAAGCAUAGGCCACCACAACGUGUCAUUCCUCAACACAAUUUAAUAAUAUGUAUUACAAACAAACAAAAAUCCUCACAAUCCACCAUCAUCACCCCUUCUACCACCAAAAGCCGCAACCCAGUAUCGGCAGCACACAGUCCCAGCUUGAAGAUAGCGAGCCGAAUUGUUCCGCACGCAUGGCUCGAAGGGCUUUAGGGUGAAACUGCACUUCCUCUUUUUCAAUCGAAAUUUUUGCGUACUAGAAUGAUAGGGAAUUAAAAGAUACACCUUAUACCAUCCGCUAUAAGGGACGCGCAUGAAGCAUUAGCCCCCAAUAUUAUUUCUCUCAACAAGAAAUUAUCCGUAUCACUGACACUGUUUACGCAAUAAUAACGAGUCCGAGGACGUGUGAGGGCUUACUAAAACGAAAGACAAAUCGUCAGCAUUGUAAGAAUUAAUACUAAAAUGUGGAAAAAGAUAAACUUGGAAGGAAUAUUCUCAACCGGUAACAGAGAGCAUUUCGUUUCUUUUUUGUUUUUACUCAUGCACAUGACCCGCAACAGGUAUUUGAAAAAGCAGUAAAGCGAACCGAUGUAGUACUACAUCAGCUUGCCUUGCACAUAAUGAGCCAUUACAGAGUGAACUAAAUAUUUGCCACUAAAUCCUAAUAGGGAAAAAGGAAAGGAUUCAUGCGUAACCGAAUGGCCAAUGUAACGAGGCUGAAGGUGAAGGAAAUUCGGGAUACUAUUGUAGAUUCUUCAGCUGAGAUGUCCAUGCACUGCACGGCUAACACCGAAGGGAUGGAAAACGUUCAGCCAUACAUAAGGGGUAAAUAAUUUUAUGAAAAAAAGCCAAAACAAAACGAGAACAAUUUCCUUUGCUCUGGAACAACACAAAAAUACUGAGAUGCCAUGGAUGUGCGGGUUAGAAGAGAACCUUUGUAGAAUGCGGAUUCAAAUUCAUCGUCAAAAGAUAAAUGACAUAAUAAA